This is a messenger RNA of Trichomonas vaginalis G3, 3576 nucleotides long. RefSeq lists its product as uncharacterized. The transcript has a single exon. Lineage: Eukaryota; Parabasalia; Trichomonadida; Trichomonadidae. The coding region runs from base 1 to 3576 and encodes 1191 amino acids. The record is from RefSeq and is a predicted model, not a curated record.
AUGUCUGAUCUUCAAGAUUUGCAAAAUGCUAAUUCACCUAAGCAUACGAUUUUGAUUGAAAAAAGAAAGCAACCUAUUGGUCUUUCUUUGUUCGAUUCUUUUCCAGCUUCGCCAAAAAACGAAAAUCCAGAAACUAAAUCGGAAUCGCCUUCAAUAAACCUCAUGUCAAAAUUCGAAAUUGUCAGACCAGAAAAAAAAUCAAUAGAUCUCUUGGGAAAAACAACAGAAACUCAUGAAAAUAACAAUCCUCCUCAAAUUGAAAACGUAGAACAAGAAAUACCUCAUACAAAUCUACCAAAGAUAGAAAGAUCAAAGACAGACAAGAUCGUAUUUACAAAACCAGAAGAAAUCGAUAUAAAUAAAUUUAAAUUCGAUAAUACUUUAAUGAAUUCCCUUGAAAUACCUAUUUUCAGCAAUUUGCAAAUAAAUGCAAAGCCUUCUCCCGAUCAAAAGAGUACAAAAUCCAAAGUUUCCCCUCAAAAACAAAACAAUGAGAAAAAGCAAGGAAAUCAUGGAGACAAAAACAACAAGAAACAAUCAUUACCUGAUGUAAUUGUCGUAGACGACGAAUUACUCUCUUCUGAAGAUGAUAUAAACAAUAAAAUUUUUAUUGAACCCCCAAAGAAGCCCCAAGACAUGAUUACGUCUUCUGAUGAAGAAAUUUCAAUGGAAAGCUUGAAAUUCGAUCAAUCAAGCUUUUAUCAACUAAAUAAUUACAAAGAAAAGCCGAAAACUACGGACAAUGCAAAUAAGGACAUUGUGGAGAAGGUAAUUAGUUCAUCUGAUGAAGAAUUAUCCAUGGGAAAACUAAAAUUUGAUUCAUCAUCUUUUUAUUCAAUGGUAACAGGCCAAAACAAGUCAAUACAAGUUGAGUCAAGUGAGAAUUCAGAGGUGGAAAUACAAAAAGUCGAAAAUUCUGAAUCUGAACCAGAAAUUUUGGAAAAUGGCACGAAAAUUCAAGUUGUAAAUGAUGAGUUGCUGUCAGAUAGCUCAGAUAAUAAAAGUACUGCCUCAAAUUUGCUGACUUCCGAUGAAGAAAUUCCAAUAAAUAAUUUUAUUUUCGAUGAUUCUGCCAUUACAUCACUUUUGAGUGGUAAAACUGAAUCUAAAGAAGAUGAUAAGCCUUCAGAGCAGCUAGUAUUACCUAAACAAGAAGAAAAACUCGCUGAUGAAAAAGAAAUUUUAAUUGAGAACUCAGAAAGCUCUCAAAUGUCAGACCAAAACGAUGAAUCAAACCAUGAAGAAGAAAAACCAGAAAUUAUUCAAAAUCCAGCUGAAAAUCUUGAAAAUGAACAAAAUAUUUUGACUUCUGAUGAAGAAAUCCCACUUGAGAACUUCCAAUUCGAUUCUUCCAAGUUUAUGUCUACGUUUUCCACUGAAAACAAGCAAAAUGACUCAAAAUCAGAAAAUAUUAAUUUUGAAAAAGAAGAAACAGCUCAAAACAAAGAUGAAACAAUUACUAAUGAUAAUAUGCAACCAAUUGUUCAAGAAAUUAAGCCAAAUGAUUCGAAUUCUGAAAAUAAUAAUUUUGAAAAAGAAGAAACAGUUGAAAAAGAUGAAGAAACUGUUAUUAAUGAUAACGAACAAGAAAAUGAUCAAGAAACUCAACAAAAUGAUUCGAAAUCAGAUGAAAAGCUAUCAAAUGAAGAAAAAUUUGAUUUUGAUGAAUUUGUUGAGCUGUUUAGUGUUGAAAAUUCAGAGAAAAAGUCUGAAAAAAUUGAAAAUGAUCAAAAUGAAGAGUUGAAACAAGCUGAAACGCCAGAAAUAGCUAAUAAUGAUGAUAAUAUGGGACUCUCUUGUCCAAUUAACCAAGAAAACAACACUUUUGGCGUGAAUGAUUUUGAUGAUUUGUUUAAUAUCAAAAAUACAGAGAAAAGUGAUGUCAAAACUGUUGAAGAACAAGAUGAUAAUGAUGAUAACUCUGGAUUUUCUUGUCCAAUCAAACAAGAAAAUAAUGAUUUUGAUUUUGAUGAUUUUCAAGAUCGUUUUAGCCUCAAUAACACUGAAAAUCAACCUGAGCAGCCUAUUUCUCAGCCAAUAUCCGAAGAUUCUCCUCAAAAACAAGUAUUAAAUGAAAAUAUUUCUGAAAUUGUCAAUAAUUCUGAGCCAAAAGAUGUUGAACCACAAUUAGCAGAUGUUGUAAGUGAAGUUGUUCCAAUUUCUGGUGAUAUUGAUGAUAUUUGUGACUUAUUUAACCUUAAUUCUGAAGAAACACCAAAAGAAGAAACAAAAGACCAAAAUUCUUACGUUGGAGAAGAGGAAAGCGUCAAAACUGAAGAAGAAAUUCAACAAAUUAAAAUUGAAAAUAAUUUAGUUAAGCCAAUUCAAGAAAUUGAUGAGAAUAAUGAAGAAAAUGAAGAAGAUUAUGAGGAAGAAUAUUCUAAAACAGAAGAACAACAUGAAAUUGUUCCAAUUCAACAAAAAUUUGAAAAAGAAGCAGAGAAAAUAACAGAAGAAGAUGAAGAAAACAUUCUUUGUGAAGAAGAAAAUGAAGAAGAGGAUGUUUUAUAUGAAAAACAGCCAGAAAUAACAAAAAGUAAAAUUGUCAAUGAACCAGAGGCCAAACAAGAAGAGGAAGACUAUAUUCUUAGUGAUCUUAAGUACGGUGAGAUCAAUAUCAAGAAAAUUUCAGAAAUCAAAAUUAAUAUUUCAAAUAACAACUUCCAGGUUGCUACAUGUCACAGCAGUGACAUUGUUGUUCUUGUGAAUAACGGAUACAUAACUGUAAAUAGAAUUACAGGCAAAAAAUCCCUAGAUCUUGAAUUUUUAUUUGAUAGUAACGAAACUAAGGUCCAAAGAGCAUUUCUCUUUAAUGAUACAGUUGUUGCAGUAUCAACAGGAUAUAUUUCAGUACUUAGAAUUACAGAAGACGAUGAAUUUGAUGAUAUUUUAGAAAUUAACAGAGAAAGUAAUGGAUUAGAAGGAAAUAUCACAGAAAUUAAGGCCACAGAUAUCAACAAAGGAUUCUAUUUGCUCUGUGACUCCAGCUUAUUCUUCUUUUCUCUCAAAAAAUUCGCUUUAAUUUCAGAAAAUGUUUCACUCUUUGCUGUUAAUGAUUUCGGAUGCUAUUUUAUCACUACAGAUAAUGAAUUAUACUACUUCUCCGAUGGAAAACUCUCAGAUAUCAUUCAUAUUUUCGAUCGCGAAAUUAUUUCACUUUUUGCCACAAAUACUCAAGUGGUAGCGUUCGCACAAUAUGAAGGUACAGAAUAUUCUGAUGUGUUUGUGACCAAAGAAUUCCUCUCAAUUCGAAUUUGUUCUUUCAUUGAUUUUGAUUUUGCUGAAUCCUAUGCAAACUCUAUUGCUAUCAUGUCCGAAACAAUGAGUUUAUAUAAUAUUGAUACAAAGACUUUGUAUUCUUCUACUGUUCCUCAAUUUUUCGACAGAUUUAUGAAUCCUCUUCCAACAAAAGCGAAAAUUAUUACAGUCAAUGGUAAAAGUGCGAUCCUUGUUUAUAAUGAGAGGAUCCCCAAGCUUGUUAUUUAUGAAAUUCCUCCAGAACAUAUCCCUUCUUUGUUUGAAUAUAUAGAUUAUAACUUUAAGAAUAACCUUGUUAUGAACGAUAUUAAUGAAUAA